AUGGUGAGUUGGGGAUGGGGGAGGACUGAGGUGGCGUCACCGGAAGUAGAGCAGAUGGAGAUGGAGUUGUGGGGUGAUAUGAUUUGGAGCGAAUUGAUCCGUGGAUGGAAUGGAAGAGAUAUGGUUAGAGGUGGAGCUGUCGGUCGUGGUCGUGAUCGUGGUAGGGGGCGUGGUGUUGCCUCGGGUAGUGACACGAGUGUGGGACGGAGUGCUACGGCCGAUUUUGUUAGCGAGUCCCAGUCGCAUCAGGAGGGGCACGUGGGUGGUGUGAAUGUGAGUGCCGUGGGAGCCGGUUCGUCCAGGAACGGUACUAUUGUUGUUGGAAACCCGGUUGGAGGUGUUCCAACAGGCGGAUUUGCUGACGCAGCUCUUGGAGCGGUUUCUAUUGGGCCUGAGUUGCAGGCUCCUGUUGGACCUGAGGUGCAGCCUCCUCUUGGGCCUGGUGCAGUGGUCGAGCAGCCGUAUUACCUGUGGAUGUUGGAGCAGCUGCAGCGGUUCGGGAUGUCUUUGUUCUUUGGAGGCUUCAACCCGGCUGUAGCAGAUGAGUGGCGGGUGCGAUUGGAGCGGUAUUUCCAGUCGAUGAAAUGCCCGAAGACAUAUCUGGUGGACCUACCGGCCUACUACUUGGCGGGUGAUGCACAUUUGUGGUGGAGGAGUGUGCUGGCCAAGAGGGGGCAGGGAGUGGCAGAGUUUAAUGCCAAGUAUUUCUCGGCGGAGGCAUUAGACCGGAUGGAGUCGCAGUUUUUGUCGUUGACUCAGGGCGAGCGGUCGGUGCAAGAGUACGACUCGGAGUUCAGCCGACUCCUGGUGUACUCGGGGCGUGCGGGAGAUCCUGAGCAGAUGCAGGUGCGUCAGUUCAUGAAGGGUCUCAGCCCUGGCAUGAAGGUGCGGUGCAAGGUGCGGGCCUAUGCAUCGCGUGUGGAGCUGGUUGAGGUGGCGGCAGGGAUCGAGGACAAGUUGAGGAGUCACAGGGUGAUUCCUAGUCCGUCGGUGCAGCCAAAGAAGACCCAACUGCAGUUGGUUCCGAGCUGA
Capsella rubella is the source of this 1032-nucleotide messenger RNA. RefSeq lists its product as uncharacterized. The record is from RefSeq and is a predicted model, not a curated record. Lineage: Eukaryota; Viridiplantae; Streptophyta; Magnoliopsida; Brassicales; Brassicaceae. The coding region runs from base 1 to 1032 and encodes 343 amino acids. The transcript has 5 exons.